AUGGAUGAACCGUGGUUCAACCUGUGCACAACAACGGCCAUGGCGCGAGUGGCUGACAACGCAGCCAUGAUCUGCGAUUCAUGGAAGGGGAGUUUGCCUCAUGCUUCCCGAGUGCCGAUCAACCCUGAGGAGACCAGAACAGCGCUGAGUUUUGACCGAUGUUCAGCCACUUAUGACAAGCAGGAUCUCCUCGAUCUUAAUUCCAAGGCCAUGGUUGAGCGAAGCUCGGGGAUGGCUGUCACUGUAGAUGGCCAGGACAAGCGAGUACUAGUACCCAUUGCUAGUAACUUAGGCAGGAGGAGAGCUGGUUAUAUCUUCAAUUUAAAAUUCUUCUUAGUAAUUAUCAGACAGUUAUACAUCAUUAUCAUUUACCUAAAAAGCAAAUUGCUCGAUGUCUCCGCCAAAAUUGCUUGCCAAGCCUCUAGCACGCGGAACUGCUCGCUACUAUUGCUGAUGCACGGAGUACUGUCGAUUCGAGUAACGAGCCUCAAGGCUCAACCCUUCGACCUCCAGGGCUAA
Messenger RNA from Histoplasma mississippiense, 519 nucleotides. RefSeq lists its product with no specific name. Bases 1 to 519 code for a protein of 172 amino acids. NCBI's taxonomy places the organism in Eukaryota, Fungi, Ascomycota, Eurotiomycetes, Onygenales, Ajellomycetaceae. The record is from RefSeq and is a predicted model, not a curated record. The transcript is spliced from 9 exons.